GCAGCAAGCAGUAAAGUAACAGAGAACUGAGAAGAAAGCUGAGUGCUAACAAGACAAGAACUUUAACACAAACAUGACUUCAGAAAAUCCAGUGUGUGAUCUGAAGAUUGUGUUGCUGGGUAAAUCUGGAGCAGGAAAAAGUGCAACAGGAAACACAAUACUAGGCAGAAAUGAGUUUGAAGUGACUCAUUUUGUAAAAUCAACCAAUAAAAUGAGUGAGGAACAGAAGGCAGUUGUGGGUGGAAACACCAUCUCUAUCAUCGACACUCCAGGACUGUGUAACACAUUAAAAACUGGAGAGGAGCUGAAAGCAGACAUCGUGAAGUGUAUCUUCACAUCUUCUCCUGGUCCUCAUGUGUUUCUGCUGGUCAUCAAACUGGGUGUGAGAUUCACUAAAGAAGAAAGGGACACAAUGAAGUGGAUUCAGGAGAACUUUGGAGAAGAAGCUUUGCACCGGACCAUUAUAAUAUUUACUCACACAGAUCUGCUGAAGGGUACAGCUUUGGAUGAGUAUAUUGGGAAAAGCCAGAAUCUAAAGAAUACAGUUGACAGCUGCUGUGGUAGUUAUCACGCAUUCAACAAUGACGACAAAAACAAUCAAGAUCAGGUCACAGAACUGAUGGAUAAAGUCAUUAAGAUAAAAGAAGAACACAGUCAUUACACCUAUGAGAUGUUCAAACAGGCUCAAAUAAAAAAGACGCACAAAAAGACAAACUUUAAAAAUGUAUAUACGUUUGCAUUGAUAGGAACUGGAAUUUGUGCAUUAGUUUUAUACAGGGUAGGAACGGAAAGAACAGUUGGAACACUGUUAGCAGCUGCACAAGAAGCAAUAGCAAAAGUUGUAGAAACAGCAGGAAUAGUUGUUCUAACAGCAGGAAAAGAUCUACAAACAGCAGGGAAAGUUAUUAGAGGAACAGCAGAAAAAGUUGUACAAACAGUUAUACUUGAAAAAGUCACAGUACUAAGAGAUGCAGAAAAAAUAGUUAUAUUAGUUACAGAAGAACUAGUACUAGUUGAAACAACACCAGUUAUAAUAGUUACAAUGGGACUACUAGGAAAACACUGUAAAAACAUGAGGAAAUGGCUGGAAAAAAAGUUAAGACCUGCAAAAUUCUGUUAAAUGUUGUAAAACGCUAAAAAAAAAACACUUUGCUGUAAAAAAAACAGUUUGUUGUGGUAAACGAUGAAUUUCAUGAGAUUUAAUUUACAUAUUAAGUGUUUGAAGUCCUGUUACAUGUAAGAGUAAUAUAGUUUUGCUGGACGUAAACGAAUCAAGUUCACUUCACAACGCUGCGCUGCGUUGCGUAAAGUAAAACAAAAUGCAAGAUAACACCAAUUACAGUUACACUUGAUUUCUUACUAAGCACAACUUAAACAAACACUGAUCACAAUAAUGGUGACUUUCAAUGAAUCCACAUGAAAACCAUAUGACUGAAACUUUGUAUUACUGUCCUUUUUGUGAUUUUUUCCUUGUUAUAUUCCUUAACUUUCUUUGGAUUAAAGCAUCUGCUAAA
Messenger RNA from Triplophysa rosa, 1514 nucleotides. Its product is annotated as GTPase IMAP family member 9-like. The transcript has 2 exons. Gene Ontology annotation, molecular function: GTP binding. Bases 74 to 1120 code for a protein of 348 amino acids. Lineage: Eukaryota; Metazoa; Chordata; Actinopteri; Cypriniformes; Nemacheilidae. The record is from RefSeq and is a predicted model, not a curated record.